AUGGCACUCCAUCUAAGGCGGCUGUCUGUUGGCUUGAUGUUCCGAUAUCAGCGCAUCAUUCUCUCUAGCAGAACAUGCUCAGACAAGAUUUCUGAUGCUUACAAGCGGGUUGCCCAGAAAGGCGACAUGGAGAAAAAGGAUCAUACAUCAAAAGCUGGUUACGAGGAGGAAGUGAGGUCAGGAAGACUCCACAGCUCUACUAGUGGAGAACGUGUGGCACCUACUACACUGCAAAAAUAUUGGCUUGUAGCCACCCGACUGUAUCGCAAUUUAGAUGAUAUCCCAGAAUAUGUUGCAAGCAGCACUAUGAAUCGAAUGCGCAACAGGAUGCGAGGAAUCAUCUUUUUCACGAUUGUGCUUUCCUAUCUGUACGCACGGUUUUAUCUCCAGUCUCAUACUCAUGAGAAACUAAUUCGCGAUAGCGCGGAGAUUGCUUCAAGAAGAGACAGGACAGAUGAUACCCAUGUUUCAAGAAGAGACAGAACAGAUGAUGCCCGCAACAGAGUAGUCCAUGACAAUGCGGGUGCAUCAAUAACAGAUAAAAUAGAGGAUGCUUAUAACAAGGGCACUGUUAAUAGCUAUGGUAUACAACCCAUGUCAAGUCUGCCACUAAGUUACACCGCGGAAGUGCAUCGGGCUCGACAAAGUAAGAAUCAAGCGUUUGAGAAAGCGUCGAAAGAGCAUGCGGCUGGCAUAUCACUCAAGUUGGCUGGCUGUCUCCUUACUCAGCGAGGAAGCAAAACCUUACUCAGCGAGGAAGCAAAAAACUACGGAUUAUCACAGAAACCUUUCAAAAUGCCAGUGCUGGGUGAGAGUAUGCUACUGCGAUCAUUGACGAUGGAAGGGGUGCAAGAAAUUGUUGCGGAUGAAGGAGCAGAUAUAUAA
Messenger RNA from Cylicocyclus nassatus, 885 nucleotides. The record is from the annotation of a GenBank genome assembly. NCBI's taxonomy places the organism in Eukaryota, Metazoa, Nematoda, Chromadorea, Rhabditida, Strongylidae.